Molecule: messenger RNA, 552 nt
Organism: Alternaria arbusti
Lineage: Eukaryota; Fungi; Ascomycota; Dothideomycetes; Pleosporales; Pleosporaceae
Exons: 2
Coding region: 1-552 (183 amino acids)
Molecular function (GO): hydrolase activity
Source: RefSeq, a predicted model, not a curated record
AUGUCGCCAAUCAUCCGCCUCCUCGUCAUUUCCGAUACUCACUCCACCUGGCCCUACACCCCAGACUGCCCUGCACCUCCAUGCGACAUCCUCAUCCACUGUGGUGAUCUCACUCAAGUCGGCGGCCUUCCUGCAUACAGGAAGGCUAUGCAAGACAUUCAGACCGUCGACGCAGAGCUCAAACUCGUCAUCGCCGGAAACCAUGACCUCGAUCUCGAUGAAGAGUGGGUGCGCAAGAACGCUGAAGAUCAAGAAGAGGAAGAAGAUAUAGAGGACAGUAGGAAAUGUGUCAGUUUCAUGAAGUCGCACGAGAAAGAGGGUGUAUACUACCUGGAAGAAGGUAGACAUGAGUUCAAGCUGAAGGAUGGGAGAAGCUUCAGUGUCUGGGCGAGUCCGUAUACUCCGGAGUUUAAUGGGUAUGCAUUUGCGUACGGAAAAGACGAAGAUCGAUUCAGCAACAUACCCGAAGAUAUCGAUAUCUUGAUGACGCAUGGACCGCCUUCAUUCACUGACGAACUCGGCUACGGUCUCGAUGUCAAUGCGAUGCAGUGA